Nematolebias whitei (Rio pearlfish) is the source of this 1074-nucleotide messenger RNA. It is a transcript of the gene cep55l, whose product is annotated as centrosomal protein 55 like. The coding region runs from base 1 to 1074 and encodes 357 amino acids. Gene Ontology annotation, biological process: mitotic cytokinesis; regulation of phosphatidylinositol 3-kinase/protein kinase B signal transduction. The record is from RefSeq and is a predicted model, not a curated record. Lineage: Eukaryota; Metazoa; Chordata; Actinopteri; Cyprinodontiformes; Rivulidae. The transcript has 8 exons.
AUGCGCCAAUCCGAAACCAAUAUCGAUAUCAGUCCCGAUAUUGGAAUCUGUGACAAUGCUCUGGAGAAGAACCAGCAGUGGCUGGUCUACGACCAGCAGAGAGAGGUCUACGUUCAGUCUGUUGUUGCUCGCACGCUGGAUCUGGAGCAGCAGCUGACUCAGGCCAAGCAGCAGCAAACCAACACAGAAACCACUGCAGAGGCUUCUACCAGUUCUCCGAGUGCAGAAAAGGACUCUGAGCAGAAAAGCCACUUCGAGGAGUUGGUUUUGAAGCUGCAGAGAGAGCUGGAGAGCCAGAAAGAUCAGACUGCCAAAACCAAACGGGAGCUGAAUGUGGAGAAGGAAGAGGCCUUGAAAGCUCAGGCUGAGCUGCGGCGUCAGAAGGAGCAGGUCUGCAGGGGCCAGGAGGAGAUGUCUGCGCUGCAGAGGAGGUACGAGGACAAGUGCAGCGAGUUGUCUGCCUUCCUCGGGAAGUACGUAGCCAAGAGCAAAGAGCUGGACGAGGCCGGGGUUCAGCUGCAGGCGGAACGAGUUGGCAACAGACAUGCAGCAAAUGAAGAAAGAAAGGUGUCUGAGCGGGCGGACCGAAUGAGAGCUGAGCUGGACAGUGUGGAAAGAAAACUGGAGGAGGAGAGGAAGAGAUCUGCUGGGCUUCUGAUGCAGAUUAAUAUGCUGCAGAAGUCUCUGCUGAGCCAGAAUGAAGACGGGAAGAGAAUCGCAGCACUGGAACAACAGGUCCAACUUUCUGCCAAGGACUUUGAGAAUGAAAAGCUCGAUCGUCAGAGCCUCCAGCAGCAGCUGCAUAAAGUGCUGAAGGAGCUUCGCAAAGCCCGCGAUCAGAUUGCUAAACUGGAGUCUGCUAGGCAGACGUGUGCCCGCUUUUCAGAGCCCAGUUCAUACGAAAAGCUCGACUUUGAGCGUCUGACUGUCGAUGGCCAUCACGGCCCCGCAUCUCCCUCGAAAGUCAUCGGCCUCUUGGAUGAGAGUUUCCUGGAGUGUCCAAAGUGUCGCGCUCCGUAUCCAACCAGUCGCCACAGAGAGCUCCUGGCACACAUCGAUGACUGCUUUGCCUGA